AACGGUUGACUUUGGACAGAAAUUCUAGAUGCGUCAUGGCCGACGAAUAUUGCAAUAUCUUUUUUGUGGUCGAUUAAUUUGUAAACAUGUCUGAUACUAAGCUUCCAAACCCAAACUCUGAAGACGUUGUUGAAGAAGAGCUGAGAAGGUUACACCUACCAAACGAAACAGAAACUAUUCCUGCCGAAUCUCUGUCGAAGCAAGAAUCUGCUGAGGAGUUGUGCGAAAUAUGGAAUCGGUGCUUGGUAACGCCGCCCCAAAGCCGUGUAACAUCAUCCCCUGUUUUUAAGACAAUAACCUCUGUGUACAAAACAAGUUCUUUAAAAUCACGACACUCGAGUACCAAACCUUUGUUGAGGAAAGCCCGAUUGCAAAUUGUGAAGAAGUCAAAGUACCUAAGGAAACCCAAGCUUAACUUCAUAAAGUUCAAAGAUCAAGGGGCCUUCAUUGCAUCUGAUGAUGCCUUCAGAGAAAGUGACACCAGGAAUCAAAACUCGCCUGUAGUUCAGUCAUCGUGUUCUCAGCAAGCACUACACCCAUGCCCUCAUGAAGAUGACACAACCAUAGAAGAAUUGGCAGCCUAUUUUGAAUGCAUCGUUUACAUCCCCAGAAAGAUGUCACAAAUGGCUGAGAUGAUGUAUACAUAG
Molecule: messenger RNA, 647 nt
Organism: Daphnia carinata
Lineage: Eukaryota; Metazoa; Arthropoda; Branchiopoda; Diplostraca; Daphniidae
Exons: 2
Coding region: 87-647 (186 amino acids)
Biological process (GO): cellular response to hydrogen peroxide
Source: RefSeq, a predicted model, not a curated record